AUGGACCUUCUGGAGUACUUGAGCAUGCUUCCAUUGCGAUGGAAGACGUUAAAACCUCGCCAAAAUCAAAACGUUGAGAAUAUAACCUCACUGCUGCAUGUCUGUAGUGAAAAAUAUCAAAGCGUAAUGGCAACACGAAGAUUAUUCAAAUACUCGCUGGUGAGCGGAAUAAGCGUUGCUUCGUACUUCCUGGGUUCAUACUGUGAACGUCUUAAAUAUGGGAAGCAAUCAUCACAAGAGAAUGAAGAUAACAGCAAGUUUAACCAAAACACACCAAGCAAGUGGCCAGUUUUACCAGCACUGCCCAUUUUUGGCACUGUAUCUGCUGCAACACCAUUCUCCCCAGCUGUAGUUCAAUCCUCAAGCACAUCUCAAUGUCUUCCACACAUUACCCACUUUGGUUUUCCUAGUUUUGAUCAAAUAAGAGAGUUUGAGAACUAUAUUUUAAGCUAUGACAGAAGGAAUCGAGUGCCACACUGGGUAUUUGAACAUAUUACACCUGAAAACAUCAAGAAGAGUGAUUCUGUUGAUAGGUCACUGUCUGAGUUUAAAGCAGAUGAAAAAAUACAUCCUUAUUUUAGGGCAGAAAACUCAGAUUAUAAAAGGUCUGGCUAUGAUAGAGGACACAUGGCAGCAGCAGGCAACUACAAAAACAGUCAGAAACAUGUGGAUGAAACAUUUUAUUUGACUAAUAUGGCUCCACAAGUAGGAGUUGGAUUUAAUAGGGAUUCAUGGAACAAAUUAGAAAGGCAUGUAAGGAGAUUAAGUAAAACAUAUCCUCAUAUUUAUGUUUGCACUGGACCUCUUUACUUGCCAAGGAAAGGUAAUGAUGGCAAGAAUUAUGUAAAAUAUGAAGUUAUUGGUGCAAAGAACAUCGCUGUACCAACACAUUUCUUCAAAAUCUUGGUGGGCGAAACACCAAGUGGCGUAUUAGAGAUGGAAGCUUAUGUCAUGCCAAAUGAAGCAAUUGACAAUGAAGUGCCACUUACAAGCUUCCAGGUACCUCCAGAAAGUAUUGAACGGGCUGCGGGGUUGCUCUUUUUCGACAGGGUAUCGAAAAGUCGUAUUAAGAAAAUUAAUGGCAAACAAAAUUGAGUCAAUGCCAUUUGAUGAACAUCAAGUGCAAUAUUAAAUUAAAAUGUAGAUAAAACAAACAAAACAAGUCACAGAAACCUGUAAUGUACAAAAGUA
This is a messenger RNA of Dalotia coriaria, 1191 nucleotides long. It is a transcript of the gene EndoG, whose product is annotated as Endonuclease G. Bases 1 to 1095 code for a protein of 364 amino acids. The record is from RefSeq and is a predicted model, not a curated record. Gene Ontology annotation, biological process: apoptotic DNA fragmentation. Lineage: Eukaryota; Metazoa; Arthropoda; Insecta; Coleoptera; Staphylinidae. Gene Ontology annotation, cellular component: nucleus; mitochondrial inner membrane. The transcript has 3 exons. Gene Ontology annotation, molecular function: single-stranded DNA endonuclease activity; metal ion binding; RNA endonuclease activity.